AUGUUAGAUGGCGAAUGGCUCGUGAAAUUUCAUGCUCCUUGGUGCCCAGCUUGUCGACAGUUUUCACCGGUUUGGCAACAGCUAUCUGAUGAUGCUUCUAUCAAUGCUCUUGUAGCAGAUGUUGACGUAACCGAAAGUCCUGUUCUUAGUUUCAUAUUUUUUGUCAAGCGAUUACCAACUGUCUACCAUGUAAAGAAUGGCCUAUUCAGAGUUUAUGAAGGUGCAAGGACUUUUGAUGAUCUUAAAGUUUAUAUGAAGUCUGAAAAAUAUGAAACCGAAACACCUUUACCAUGGUAUUAUUCACCAGCAUCUUUUCAUAUGCAUAUGUUCAUACGUUUCAUGGAUCUUGGCAUUUUCAUCACGAAUACUCACCAAGCAUUUUUAGAUGCUGGCUAUAGUAACUGGAUGUCAUUCAUAAUCAUUGGUCUAUCGACUAUAUUUUCUGGACUUUUCAUUGGACUUAUCCUUGUAUUGAUUUUUGAUUGUUUCUUCCCACCGCGUCCACAAAUUCUAAGGUUUAUCAGUAAGCCUAGAAAAGUGGAAGAAAAUGAAGAAACAGAAAAAUCUAACUCAAAUGUUCAUGAAGAUUGUGUAGCAGAAGCGAAUUUAGAUGAUGAGAAUACGGAAAUUCGUCAAAGAAAGGUUGAUAAUAACGAGGUCCAUGAUUCAUGAUCUGAUAAAUUGCACAGAUAGUUACAUAAGUUUUUUUUCUAAUAUCACUAUUUUAUUUUUCUCAAUUAUCUUGGUUUUUGAAUUCUUCCAGAUAACUUGUACGUAGUAUUUUAUAUUUGGUUGUCAAACUUCAGUUUAAUGUAAUCAUUUAUGUAUUAGUGUGUAAGCUUUAAAGGUUAACUGAAUGUAAAAUAAGCACGUACGAGUACAUUAGAUAAUUAUUACUAUAUUUACAAUACUCUGACUCAAUUGUAAACAUUUGUCUGUCUAAAUAACACCAGUAUAAGAAGUCGUAAAACUAGCAGUUUUCCAGUUAUUGAACUGUUUUAAAACUUUGAGUGAGUUUUGUUUCUUUUUUUGUUGUGAAGUACCAUCAUUUCGAAAAGAGGAGAAUGAAGAAAUUAAAAUCUA
Molecule: messenger RNA, 1083 nt
Organism: Schistosoma turkestanicum
Lineage: Eukaryota; Metazoa; Platyhelminthes; Trematoda; Strigeidida; Schistosomatidae
Source: the annotation of a GenBank genome assembly